Molecule: messenger RNA, 9890 nt
Organism: Entelurus aequoreus (snake pipefish)
Lineage: Eukaryota; Metazoa; Chordata; Actinopteri; Syngnathiformes; Syngnathidae
Gene: rapgef2b
Product: Rap guanine nucleotide exchange factor 2b
Exons: 30
Coding region: 371-5245 (1624 amino acids)
Biological process (GO): small GTPase-mediated signal transduction; positive regulation of ERK1 and ERK2 cascade
Molecular function (GO): protein binding; guanyl-nucleotide exchange factor activity
Source: RefSeq, a predicted model, not a curated record
CCUGCUUCAGUCACCAUGGUGGCACACAACAGAGCGCAGUGGCGGCGUAUAUAGCUGCACUUCCCGGGGCCGUUGACCGUAAAAAGCGCACCAUGUUUUGUCCGUGAGUCCAUCUACCUCUUGAAGAAGCGACCAUCAUGAUAUUGUCGUCUGGUUAGCGGACUUUUCUCCCCUCGCUACUCGGAAGGUGUCCUGGUCGCUAGCAAAGUGGUGCCGCCACAAGAAUGGCUGCCUGGCACACUCGCACACUUUGGACUUAGCAGCCUCCUAACUCAGCCUUCUUCCACAACCUGACGCCUUGGAGCUCAACUCACUUCUUCUUUCAGAGGAAUUUAUUGCAAAGCCACUUCCUGGCGACGUCUGGCAAACAAUGGCGUCCUAUGUGGAUAACAGCUUUCGGGCAGCGGUGAUGAUGAAGCCGGCGGAGAGGACGCAACAGGACCUGGAGAUUGUCUACUCCUAUCUUCACGGGAUGGAGGCCUUGUCCAACCUGCGUGAGCACCAGCUGAGGAUCAUGUGUGAGACGGUGCGUUAUGAGCGCCACGAAGCCAAUGAAGUCCUCUACUACCCAGACGACAUCGGCAGCUGCUGGUACAUCCUUUUAUCGGGAUCCGUGUUCAUCAAGGAGUCCAUGUUCCUGCCCAGAAGCAGUUUCGGAAAGCGAUCGGCAGGCAGCCUGAGACGUGGAUGUGAGUGUAUCGUCCUGGAACCCUCAGAGAUGAUCGUGGUGGACUACAUGGAUGAGAAUGAGGAGUACUUCCAGCGACAAGCCUCCCACCGACAGUCCCGCCGCCGCUUCCGGAAGAUCAACCAGAAGGGGGAGAGGCAGACCAUCAUUGACACGGUGGAUCCAUACCCCACUGGAAAGCCGCCCAUAGCCCGGGGGUAUCACACGCUUCCCGCAGACUUCAGCAGACUUCACCUGGCUGACGGCUUGCACCCACAGGUGACCUCCAGCCACUCAGGAUGUAGUAUCACCAGCGACUCCGGAAGCAGCAGCCUGUCAGAUAUUUACCAGGCCACAGAGAACGAGGCUGGCGACAUGGACCUGAGCGGCCUGCCGGAGACGGCCGUCGACUCCGAGGAGGACGACGAUGAGGAGGACAUCGAGCGAGCGUCGGACCCGCUCAUGAGUCGGGAUAUCGUGCGGGACUGCCUGGAGAAAGACCCCAUGGACAGGACAGACGACGACAUAGAGCAACUACUGGAGUUCAUGCAUCAACUGCCGGCCUUCGCCAACAUGACCAUGUCCGUGAGACGGGAGCUGUGUGCCGUCAUGGUGUUCGCCGUGGUGGAGCGUGCUGGCACCAUUGUUCUCAAUGAUGGCGAGGAGCUGGACUCGUGGUCAGUCAUCCUGAAUGGCUCAGUGGAGGUGACACACCCUGACGGGCGGACAGAGAUUCUGUGCAUGGGGAACAGCUUUGGGGUGUCGCCCACCAUGGAGAAGGAGUACAUGAAGGGCGCCAUGAAGACCAAGGUGGACGACUGCCAGUUUGUGUGCAUCGCCCAGCAGGACUACUGCUGCAUCCUCAACCAGGUGGAGAAGAACAUGCAGAAAGUGGAAGAAGAAGGUGAGAUCGUCAUGGUGAAGGAGCACCGAGAACUGGACCGCACCGGGACCAGGAAAGGACACAUUGUCAUAAAGGGCACAUCGGAGCGUCUCACCAUGCACCUGGUGGAAGAACACUCAGUGGUGGACCCUACCUACAUCGAGGACUUCCUGUUGACCUACAGGACUUUCCUCUCCAGCCCCAUGGUCGUGGGCAAGAAGCUCUUGGAGUGGUUCCAUGACCCAAGUCUCAGGGACAAGGUGACACGGGUGGUGCUGCUGUGGGUGAACAAUCACUUCAAUGACUUUGAGGGCGACCCUGCAAUGACUCACUUUCUGGAAGAGUUUGAAAACAACCUGGAGAGAGAAAAAAUGUGCGGGCACCUCCGACUGUUAAACAUAGCGUGCGCUGCUAAGGCCAAGCCGCGGCUGGUGACGCUGACCAAGUCGUCCAGAGAGGCGGCGCUGGCUUUCAGCCUCCUUGGCGGACAGGAGAAAGGCUUCCGCAUAUUCAUCGACGCCGUGGAGCCCGGGAGCAAGGCAGCAGAGGCCGGCCUUAAACGGGGGGAUCAGAUUCUGGAGGUCAACGGUCAAAACUUUGAGAAUGUCCAACUCAGCAAAGCCAAGGAGAUUCUGAAGAACAACACCCACUUGUCCAUAACUGUGAAAACCAACCUGUUAGUUUUUAAAGAUCUGCUAAGCAGGCCCGAGCAGGACCACGAUGUGGACGGCGAGGAGGAGCACGACAGGAAGAACGGGGCGCCCCACCUCCCCAAGAUCGGGGACAUCAAGAAGGCCAGCCGCUACUCCAUACCCGACCUGGCGGUGGACGUGGAGCAGGUGAUGGGCCUGGAGAAGGCCAGCAAGAAGGCCAAGACCAACACUGUGGGAGGACGCAACAAGCUCAAGAAGAUCUUUGACAAAACACUCACCAGCAUUCUUCCUCCUAAACCGUACAACGACGUGUGCGUGGGCCAGUCGCAGGAUGACAGCAUUUUGGGCAUGAAGCAGUCCAAACAGAUCCCACCGGCACUGCCCGUCAGCGGCAACCUGUCGUCUUCAAACCCGGACCUCCUGCAGUCCCACCACCGCAUCCUGGACUUCAACAAUCAGCCUGUCCCGGUCCCCCCGAACAUGUCAGACCAGGUGUUGCGCGUCUUCAAAGCUGAUCAGCAGUCCCGCUACGUCAUGAUUGGCAAGGACACCACGGCUAAGGAGGUGGUCGUCCAGGCCAUCAGGGAGUUUGCCUUGACGGCUGCGCCCGAGGCGUAUUCGCUAUGCGAGGUGUCCGUCACCCCCGAGGGCGUCAUCAAGCAGCGGCGGCUACCAGAGCAGCUGUCCAAGCUAGCAGACAGGAUACAGCUAAGUGGAAGAUACUACUUGAAGAGCAACAUGGAGACGGAGACGCUGUGCUCCGACGAGGACGCCCAGGACCUCCUCCGCGAGGGCCAGAUCUGCCUGCUGCAGCUCAGCACGGUGGAGGUGGCCACGCAGCUGUCCAUGCGCGCCUUCCAACUCUUCUGCGCCAUCGAGCCCACAGAGUACAUCGACGACCUGUUCAAGCUGCGCUCCAAGGCGGGCUCGGCCAGCCUCAAGCGCUUCGAGGAGGCCAUCAACCACGAGACCUUCUGGGUGGCCACCGAGGUGACGCGCGAGCCCAACCAGCUCAAGCGCAUGAAGACGGUCAAGCACUUCAUCAAGAUUGCACUGCACUGUCGCGAGUGCAAGAACUUCAACUCCAUGUUUGCCAUCAUCAGCGGUCUGAACCUGGCUCCUGUCUCCAGACUGCGGGGAACAUGGGAGAAACUUCCCAGCAAGUAUGAAAAGCUCUUUGGCGACCUGCAGGACCUCUUCGACCCCUCCAGGAACAUGGCCAAGUACAGGAAUGUCCUCAACAAUCAGAACCUGCAGCCGCCCAUCAUCCCUCUUUUCCCCGUCAUCAAGAAGGACCUCACCUUUUUACACGAAGGUAACGACUCCAAAGUGGACGGCCUGGUGAACUUUGAGAAGCUGAGGAUGAUCGCCAAAGAAAUCCGUCAUGUGGGUCGCAUGGCCUCGGUCAACAUGGACCCCGCCCUCAUGUUCAGGACCCGCAAGAAGAAGUGGAGAAGUUUAGGCAGCUCUCUGAGUCAGGGCAGCGCAAACGCAGCCGUGCUGGACGUCAACCAGGCGGGAGGCCACAAGAAGCGAGUGCGCCGCAGCUCCUUCCUCAACGCCAAGAAGCUCUACGAAGACGCCCAGAUGGCUCGCAAGGUCAAGCAGUAUUUGUCCAACCUCAGCCUGGAGACCAACGAGGAGAGCCUGCAGACCUUCUCGCUGCAGUGCGAGCCCUCCAUCAGCACGCUGCCCAAGAACGCUGGCGGCAAGCGGCCGGACACGUCCCCUGUGGUGGCCAGAGCAGCCGGACAGCAGAGAGGCCAGCUGGCCAAAGGGAACCAGGCUCUCCAGGUUCCUGCUGUGGCACUUUACCCAUCCCGGAAGAAAGUGCCCGUCAAGGAUCUGCCUCCUUUUGGAACCAGUUCUCCUCAGUCGCUGAAGAAGAUCCUGUCUCUGUCGGAGGAGGCCAGCGAGAGGCAUCGGAGGCAUCCAGAGGACACGACGUCUAACGCCUCCUCUCAGCUCUCCUCGCCGCCCACCUCCCCCCAAAACUCGCCCAAGAAGGGUUACAACCGCAUGGGCGACGCCUACUCGGACUCGGGUCACAGCGAGAUCUCGUCGCGCUCCAGCCUGCUCAGCAACUUGUCCUUCGACAUGGCCCACGACGAGAGGAGGCUGCGACACUCGGGCGGAGUCGGGGAUUCGCACGUGGGAGCGCGGCUAGAACGACGAGCCACCACCGACCCUGACCAGUACAGCCUGGGGUCUUACUCAUCGAUGCAGGACUGUCGGGGGAUUUACGCCGGCUGCCCCACGGUGCUCUCCUCUCCCAGCUCUGAAGAGCUGACCCAGGAUCAGGGCGACCGGGUCUCCCUGGACGCCGCCGACAGUGGCAGAGGCUCGUGGACGUCGUGCUCGUCCGGUUCCCACGACAACAUCCAGACCAUGCAGCAGGGCCGCAGCUGGGAGACGCUGGCCUUCGGAGGGGGGCUCCCCCCCGAGGCCCUACUCGGGGGACCUGCCGCGUUGUGGGCCGCCCAGGCUCGGGGGAGCUGGGCUUCGGCCAGCUCGUCGUCGUCCUCGGCCGCCUACUGGGGGGAGGACUCUGAGGGGGACACGGGCACCAUCAAGAGGAGGGGCGGCAAGGACGUCAAUGCCGACCCGGAGACGAGUAGCAUCACGUCCACCGGGUCAGAGGAGGCCAAGCAGAUCGGCCGGCCGUCGCCAUCGCCCAUCCCCGCUGGCUGCAAAGGUCUGGUCUCCCGGAAAGAGGGGCGCUACCGCGAGCCGCCCCCCACCCCGCCCGGCUACACGGCUCUGACCAUCUCCGACCUCGCCGACGGCCAGCACGCGCCCUCGCCGGCCCCCGCGUCCACCUCCGCCAACAACGCCGCCACCACUACGGCGCCGUCGCGCCGGCCGCCCGACUACACCACGGCGCUGCAGCGCUCGCGCAUGGUGACGCAGUCGCCCGACUCCCAAGCCCACCAGCAGGCGGCCAAGCAGAGGGGGGGCUGCGGGGGCCCUCAGCCCCCCGAGGAGCACGGGGCCAAGGAGGAGGAGGAAGAGGAGGACGACGAGCAGGUGUCGGCCGUGUGAGGCUGGACGGACGUACCAGUGGGCGGGGCUUAGAGAAGGACAGAGGGUUACGCACGUGCCUGCUCUGCCUCCUGAUUGGUGGACUCCUCCUCCUCCUCUUCCUCCCGCCUUAAAGCAUCAUGGGGGGUUGGGCGGCCCUGCAUGCAAAAAAUCCAACAUAUACUGUGAAGAAGAAGAAGAAGAAGAAGAAGAAGAAAAGAAGGUCAAACGCUCGCACGCACUUUGGAUUUGUAGGAAUACACAAGACUCCCGCAAGCAGUGGAUGUGAUGUUUGCACUCCUUGUUCGCCACUCAAGUGUUUGAACCCAGUAUUAGCACACACACUCUUGUAUUUCUUACCUUCUUGACACCUCCCAAACAUGCCUCCCUUUAGUAUUAUAAUCCAAGUGCUCAUUUUACUCAACACAAGUCCAAAUGUUACAAGAAAAACGGAACAUUUGUGCAAUUUUAUGAUAAAAGUUGGAAUUUUGCUCAAUUAACAGUCGCACAUUUACAAGAAAAGCUUCACAUUUUGCCAAUUUUAUGAAAAGUGUCGUAAUUUUAAUCCACAAAAGUCACAAUUUUAUAAGAAAACUUUUAACAUUCUGGCAAUAUUAUAAUAACAAUCGGAAUUUUACUUGGUCAAAUUAUGACAAAACAUAAUUUUGCUCAAAAAGUGUCACUAUUUGACAAGAACAACAAAAACAGCGGCAAUAUUGUGAUAAAAGUCUGAAUUGUACAUGACAAAUGUCACCAUUUUGCAUUGAAAAGUAAUCAUUUUACAUACACAGUUAUAAUUUUACAUAAAGUAAUAAUUUUAUGAGAAAGUAUUGCAAUAUUACAGAAAUAAUAUGAGAGAUGAUCUCCAAUUUUAUAAGAAAAAGUUGACACAUUGUGAGAAAAAGACUGCUUUUAGUUCUUUAUUUUUGUUUUUCAAUUUUUUGUUUGUAAUUGGUUUUUAAUCUUCAUUAUUUACUUAAAGUUAUUACAGUAUGUCUCUCUCUCUCUCUCUCUCUAUAUAUAUAUAUAUAUAUAUAUAUAUAUAUAUAUAUAAUUAUUUUUUUAUUUUUUUUUAAAUUAAUGUUGGCCAAAGGGGGCACAUUUCAAUUUCUUACACACACUUGUUAUUUCAUAUGUUGACCAGAGGGGGAACACUUUUAAAACCAACAGUCAAUUUGAAAAAUCCCUCCUUUUUGGGACCACCCUCAUUUUAAUAGAUUUCACCAGCAGGGGCGCACGUGAGAUCUGUUUUUUGUAACGUGCUUAAGGUCGAUGACAAAGGAGUCAGGGGCCACAGAUGACAAAGGAGUCAGGGGCCACAGAUGACAAAGGAGUCAGGGGCCACAGAUGACAAAGGAGUCAGGGGCCACAGAUGACAAAGGAGUCAGGGACCACAGAUGACAAAGGAGUCAGGGGCCACAGAUGACAAAGGAGUCAGGGGCCACAGAUGACAAAGGAGUCAGGGGCCACAGAUGACAAAUGUGUCAGGGGCCACAGAUGACAAAUGUGUCAGGGGCCACAGAUGACAAAUGAGUCAGGGGCCACAUAUGACAAAUGUGUCAGGGGCCACAGAUGACAAAGGAGUCAGGGGCCACAGAUGACAAAUGUGUCAGGGGCCACAGAUGACAAAUGUGUCAGGGGCCACAGAUGACAAAGGAGUCAGGGACCACAGAUGACAAAUGAGUCAGGGGCCACAUAUGACAAAUGUGUCAGGGGCCACAGAUGACAAAGGAGUCAGGGGCCACAUAUGACAAAGGAGUCAGGGGCCACAGAUGACAAAUGUGUCAGGGGCAAAUGAGUCAGGGGCCACAUAUGACAAAUGUGUCAGGGGCCACAGAUGACAAAGGAGUCAGGGGCCACAUAUGACAAAGGAGUCAGGGACCACAGAUGACAAAGGAGUCAGGGGCCACAGAUGACAAAGGAGUCAGGGGCCACAUAUGACAAAGGAGUCAGGGACCACAGAUGACAAAGGAGUCAGGGGCCACAGAUGACAAAUGUGUCAGGGGCCACAGAUGACAAAGGCGUCAGGGGCCACAGAUGACAAAGGAGUCAGGGGCCACAGAUGACAAAGGAGUCAGGGGCCACAGAUGGCCCCUGUGCCGCACAUUAACAGUUAGCUGUAGCAGCUAAGUGUUAAUGUCCAGUAUAGUCUUAGUAGUGUGGUGUAUGUGUUCAUCCUAUAUGCUUGUCUUACGUCAGCACAGGAAGUGCUCAAAUCAGAUGUUCACCUGGCGGGGAUGAAUAGGGAAGUCCUUCUUUAUCUGGUCUGAUCAUAUAUUGCUGCCUUUGCACCUGGCGGGGAUGAAUAGGGAAGUCCUUCUUUAUCUGGUCUGAUCAUAUAUUGCUGCCUUUGCACCUGGCGGGGAUGAAUAGGGAAGUCCUUCUUUAUCUGGUCUGAUCAUAUAUUGCUGCCUUUGCACCUGGCGGGGAUGAAUAGGGAAGUCCUUCUUUAUCUGGUCUGAUCAUAUAUUGCUGCCUUUGCACCUGGCGGGGAUGAAUAGGGAAGUCCUUCUUUAUCUGGUCUGAUCAUAUAUUGCUGCCUUUGCACCUGGCGGGGAUGAAUAGGGAAGUCCUUCUUUAUCUGGUCUGAUCAUAUAUUGCUGCCUUUGCACCUGGCGGGGAUGAAUAGGGAAGUCCUUCUUUAUCUGGUCUGAUCAUAUAUUGCUGCCUUUGCACCUGGCGGGGAUGAAUAGGGAAGUCCUUCUUUAUCUGGUCUGAUCAUAUAUUGCUGCCUUUGCACCUGUCAAUGUUUACUUUUCUAUGCACAUUCAAUCAACAACAAAUCCUGACUUUGGAGCAAUGUUCACAGACUCUAGUAUUUGGCUCUCUAUUAGAUGCAAUGCUAUUGGGAGCAUGAUUUAUGACAUGACUUGUUCACACCUCCUCAUAUGGAAGCUACUUUUCCUUGUUGAUGUCUCAAGAAGGCUAGAAAUACAAGAACACACACACAACUAGCACUUUGAGCACAAUGCUAGCGGCCUCCUGGACAGCAGGGUAAGAGUGGAUCUUCUACGCGACACUCGCCGGCAGCCCAAAAGCACAAAAACAUGCUGGGAGGGGGCGUGGCCUGAGGACUGAAACUACAAGGGGGCGGGGUCGUCAAUCUUUGCGAGAAGACGACCACAUGGUGUGAAUGUCCAAAGCGCCUUACAAAACCACACGACUGCUUCUUUUUCUAUGCUUUCAAAGAGAAACCCCGCCCCCGGAGCCGCACAGACCCCGCCCCCGGAGCCGCACAGACCCCGCCCCCUCCACUAUGCCUUACUGGAGAUGAUUGCCCUUCUGUCAUGGCCGUCCAAGUGACAUCAUCAAACAUCACAUGACACCCGCCUCGCAACGUGCUGACUGAACAAAUGUUGCCCUUUUUCUAGACUUUGGCGGAGAAGUCAAAACAAAAAGCAAAAGGCUGCCGAUCAGAACGAUACCAUGGAUGAUACAGAAUGAUACCAUGGAUGAUACAUAAUGAUACCACGGAUGAUACAGAACGAUGACAUGGAUGAUACAGAAUGAUACCAUCAGCGACGCGGCUGAAACGAUCAUUAGAAUGUUGUCAUUUUACAAAAGUAAACUUGUGGUUUAAAUGUGUCAAUUACCAGGGUAAAUAAUGUGUCAAUUACCAGGGUAAAUAAAAACAUCUCCAGGCUUGAAAUGACGUGAAAGUAAAGUGAAGGGGAACAAAAAGAGACAUUUGUCAUGUAUGACAACAAUAUCAUAGGAACAAACAACAACAACAGUAUAGUGUAUGAUUUUGUACAAGACACAAGUUUGACUUUUACAGUAAUAAAAUAGAAUUAUCAGGAAAAGAAUAGCCGAAUGUUUGUAUAAUGUCAAUUGAACCUUUCAUAACCAGAAGAAAGUAAUAAUGAAUGAAAGUGUGUAAAUUCCAUGACGUUCCCCCACAGUGAUGCUCCUGGUUUGAAUUGAUCCUGGUAAUUGAUCCUGGUAAUUGUGCAUUUGUUCUGGGCUUCUUUCAAAUGUUUAUUGGACAACAGAAUCUGGUUCCACGCGGCGCUGAUGGUCUUCGGUCUUCAGUCCCAGAUUGAGGCUGAUCACAUUGAUCAGUUUUGGAGAAGAUUUCAAAAGAACGACUGGAUGGAAAAACGUUGCCGUGUUUUCCACUAAAAAUGUGUUUUUUUUCUGGGUAUGGCGGUUUAGUUUGUUGGGUGGUGCGUUCGUGGACUGAUCACUGAGGCGUUCAUUUGCAGAAGUAGCGUUGCACAAAGAGCGUCAAGAUUUGGUGUAGAAGUGCUGCUGUUUUUUUGGCGUAAUGUCGGUGAAGACGUGUACAUUUAGCUGGUGAUGUUCUCUUCUUGUACCAUUUCCACCACUUCCACCUCUAUGUCUUUUACAAAGACCAUUGGCGGAGUACUGUAAUAUCUAUCCUUGUUUGCUUCUGCUUUUCUUUUUGUAUUUUUAAUACAAUAAUUGUACAUAUUGGUUAUAUUUUUGUUGAAAUGUAUUAUUGUUUAUGCCUCAACAUCCAGUUUGUAUGAAAAGCUGGGAUUCAAUAAAUACCGCAUACAGAAUCCAAUCUACACACCUUUUUCUCACUCAGAAGUGGUGUGGAUCAAGUCGUCCACUUUCUGACAUAUUUGCAUAUUUCCUCGCUUUUAGGGGACUUUCAUAUGCAUAUCAGUGCAGCUUGUUUACUUGCCAUAUAUUUAUA